This is a messenger RNA of Aquila chrysaetos chrysaetos, 4935 nucleotides long. RefSeq names its product tetratricopeptide repeat domain 39C (gene TTC39C). The transcript is spliced from 14 exons. Lineage: Eukaryota; Metazoa; Chordata; Aves; Accipitriformes; Accipitridae. The coding region runs from base 244 to 1986 and encodes 580 amino acids. Gene Ontology annotation, biological process: otolith morphogenesis; cilium assembly. The record is from RefSeq and is a predicted model, not a curated record. Gene Ontology annotation, molecular function: protein binding.
GCGGGCGCGAGGCGGCUGCCGCGUCGCCGCAGCGCGGGCGGGCGCGGGGGGGAGAGCGGCCCGGCGGCGGGCACCGUGUUCGCGCCUCCGCGGGCACCGGGCGCCCCCGGCUGCUCCCUCCGGGCACGCCGAGGCAGUACCGAGCCCCCCGGGAAGGGGCGGCGGGCGGGUAAGAUACAUAGAUAGAUAAAUAGGUGGGUAGGUAGGGGAGACCCUGCUGCGUCCUGCUGCCUCCUCAUCGUCAUGGCUGGCUCGGAGCAGCCGCCGCCGCGGCGGGAGGACGGGGAAGCCCCGCUGCCCAUCGAGGACGCGGAGCUGGCGCUGGCCGGCAUCAACAUGCUGCUGAACAACGGCUUCCGCGAGUCCGACCAGCUCUUCAAGAAAUACAGAAACCAUAGUCCAUUAAUGAGUUUUGGAGCCAGUUUUGUCAGUUUUUUGAAUGCCAUGAUGACAUUUGAAGAAGAGAAGAUGCAGCUGGCGUGUGAUGACUUAAAGGCUACAGAGAAACUUUGUGAAAGUGAAGAAGCUGGAGUUAUAGAAACAAUCAAGAAUAAAAUUAAAAAGAAUGUUGAUGGACGAAAAUCCACUCUAUCCAUGAUAGAUCGUCUACAAAGACAAAUAAUUGUAGCAGACUGUCAAGUCUACUUGGCUGUGCUCUCAUUUGUAAAACAAGAGUUAUCAGCAUACAUAAAAGGUGGGUGGAUACUCCGAAAAGCCUGGAAAAUUUACAAUAAGUGCUAUACGGACAUUAAUACACUUCAGGAAAUAUAUCAGAAGAAAACAACUCAGGAAUCCUUGACUUCUGAUGCUGCAAAUGAUAAUCAUAUUGCUGCAGAAGGUGUAACGGAGGAUUCGCUAAACAGACUGAAAGGUGCUGUUAGCUUUGGAUAUGGACUUUUUCAUCUUUGCAUAUCCAUGGUGCCCCCAAACCUGCUCAAAAUCAUCAACCUGCUGGGUUUUCCUGGAGACCGCCUACAGGGGCUUUCUUCACUGAUGUAUGCAAGUGAAAGUAAGGACAUGAAGGCCCCUUUAGCUACAUUAGCUCUGUUGUGGUACCACACAGUUGUUCGUCCCUUUUUUGCCCUUGAUGGCAGCGAUAACAAGGCAGGAUUGAAAGAGGCAAAAGAAAUUCUUGCAAAAAAAGAAUCUGCUUAUCCAAAUUCUUCUCUGUUCAUGUUCUUCAAGGGAAGGAUACAGCGAUUAGAGUGUCAAAUCAAUAGUGCCUUGACCUCAUUUCAUACUGCUUUGGAACUUGCAACAGACCAAAGGGAGAUUCAACAUGUCUGCUUAUAUGAAAUAGUCUUGGUCUUAGGUUGGUGCAGCAUGAUAGAGAUGAAUUUCAAAGAUGCGUUUGAAUCCUUUGAAAGGCUUAAAAAUGAAUCCAGGUGGUCCCAGUGCUACUAUGCUUAUUUAACAGCAGUGUGUCAAGGAGCGACUGGUGAUGUCAGCGGUGCUCAGAAUGUGUUCAAGGAAGUUCAGAAGCUUUUCAAAAGAAAAAACAAUCAGAUUGAACAAUUUUCAGUGAAAAAGGCAGAUAGAUUUAGAAAACAAAUGCCGACCAAAGAGCUCUGUGUCCUGGCAUCCAUUGAAGUAUUGUACUUAUGGAAAGCCCUUCCAAACUGUUCCCUUUCGAACUUACAGCAUAUGAGCCAAGCUUGUCAGGAUGUUGAUGAUUCAUCAGCUGUUGGUUUGAGGAAUUUGCUUCUUGGUGCCAUACACAAAUGCUUAGGAAAUUCUGAAGAUGCUGUUCAGUUCUUUCAGCGAGCUGCUAAAGAUGAACUGUGCCGUCAAAACAACUUAUACGUCCAGCCAUAUGCUUGCUAUGAACUUGGCUGUCUUCUUUUAGACAACCCAGAGACUGUGCCAAGAGGCAAAACCUUACUUCUCCAAGCCAAGGAGGAAUUUAGUGGCUAUGACUUUGAGAACAGAUUGCACGUCCGCAUACACGCAGCCUUAGCCUCUCUAAGGGAGGUAGUUCCACAGUGACAGACAGGAGGUCUUGUUAUCCUUUCCCACAGUUUCUGCACUUUAAGAUGAAGCAGAAGAGCGAGCUGUUGGGAAGACCAGCUUUUCUUCUGAAAAACCACUUGUGCCAGAGACACUUUCCUAGUAUGGUCAGAGUUGGUAUGGCUUAGUAAAACAUUACAAUUGUAACUAAAAGUAAAUCAACCAGGAAGAAGGUUAAGUGACCUUGUGUUUUUAACUCUUCAGUUUUUGUUCUGUUUAAACCAAGCUGAACACAAUUGCUUGUAACUGUGGAUAAGCCUAAAUAAGCACACAUGAUUUACUUCAACAAUAUUGGCAGGUGUGAUUUUUACCUUUUAAAAUAGAUCUAGAUCUAAAAUAUGACAAGGGGAGCACUUCUGUUUUGAUUAGAAUAAUACAAUAAAAGUAAUUACUGUAAAUGUUGAAGUUGGGAAUAGUCAGAACACUUUUUUUUUUCUUCAAGCAUUAGCCAAUGCAUGGGAGGAGAAAAACUGUUGAGCUGCGAAAAGCAGAUCUUACUAAAUUUCAGUGGCUUAUGUCAGUGACUUCAUGAUGACUAAUGUGUGAAUUUUAAACCUCACAUUCCCUUCCAUUCUUCAUUCCUUCCUUCCCAACCCAGCUCAUACUUGUGCUAUAAAUUAUGUCAAUAGUUAGGAUCUCUGCUUCUGGUACAUUCCAGCCAAAUACUUACUUUGUUUGACAUGCAAUUACAGUGUGGGCAGUUCUUAUUUCUGCUCUCAAUAUUGUGAACAUUAUGUUAAAAUACAUAUGCCAGAUACAGUAAUUUUACAUAUUUUAUAUUCAAACUGCUGAGUCUUUAUAACAGUGACCUUUAAAGGUAUUGAAAAACCCAACCAAACAAAACACAAAACCAAAAAUCUACUUUGGUAGUUAUACCAAUAGUACGAUAUCCUAAGUCUCUAUAUGGUAUUCCAAACCUGUGGUGUUAAGAUAUUGAAAUACCUCGGAGAGCUUAAAACUUUUAUUAUGACCAUAAAAUUUUUGAUACUUGGCCAUCUGUGUGCUCAUCUGUAGCUUUUUUUUACUUUUGUCUGUAAUAUGUAGUAUCUCCUUAUGUUUUAUAUUCAGUUAAUAUCAUAUUCUAGGAAGGUAAAUAUUUUUUUAAAGAAGCUUAUGAAUGGAAAUCUGACCAGAAAGAUAGUUGAUGUUACUUUGCAAAGCUAAGAAAACUGGAUAUCCUUGGAAAUAGUGAUCCAAAAGCCUUAUCUUUACUUUGGUCAGGUUGCCUUAAACAGUUCCUUAGCUUGCUUUUUUUUUUUUCUUACCUUUUUGUAGAAUAUGUCACCAAAGUUUUAGACCUUGCCCACACCUAACCUUCAUUGAUUUGCUUUUGAGGUUGCAUCUAAAGCAAGACUGAUAUGGAGGAGAAAAGUAAUAGCCUAUUUGGUAGGCCAAAUGAAAUGGUUGAGACACUUUUAUUUCUCUCUAGAAAUAUACAGUUCCUGCUAUGAAAGGCAUUCCUAGAGCAGUUAAACACUUCUGUUGCAGUUCCUGAAGGAGAGGAGAGACUCUUAACUCUUAAAAAAGCAGUUUUAUUUUUCUAUAAUCUAGGUGUGUUACAGAUAGUACACUGGGUUUUUUAUUCAACUUUGACAGUAAUACUGAGUCAUAAGUGAGUGUUCAACCUUAUUUGGUCAAUCCAAAUAAGUAUUGACUAGAAAACAAUAUAUUGUAUAUAUAGUGAUUACUUAGAAUUCAAAUAAUGAUUUUAAAAAUGGGCUUUAAUGUACUUGAAAUCUUAUUUUGUCCUACCUGACUUUUAAUGUUUUGCCAUCAGAGACACAGUCCCUUCUGGGUAAAGAGCUAGAAACGGUACAGUUACUGACAAAAUUCCUUUUAAAUACACUGCAUAAAUAUAAUGUGAGACUAGGCUGUUCAGGACACAAAGCACCUGCAUGCGAUUUGUGUUGGGAUAUCUAGGGUCUACAUACUUGGAGGUAGCUAGCAAAUUGUAGUAAAUUUACUAAAAGGCCUGUUGUUCUCACCAGGCCAGGAACAGUUAUGGAAAGACACUAUAUAUUCAUAUAACAGUUCAGCUCUGUGCAAAUUGCAGCUUUUCUGUGGAUUUAGCGAAUCAUCACUGAAAUAGAACUAUCUGUUUCUGUAUUUUUUUUUCCUCACUUCAUAGGACAAUCUCCUACAUUGUAAAUGUCAGAAUUAUUUUUUAUGUUAGAUUGUGCCUGUGAUGAGAAAAAUUUCAACGGUAUUUUGUGUAAACUGGUAAGUUUUUAUACUUUGGAACUCGGAGGCAUGGUCUAAUAGCAAUAAUGGAAUAUGCAUCUUGCUAGUUAAUAUGUUAAGACUAUCUUUACUGGGUCAGGUAUUUUUGUUGAUGUUGAUGCAGUUUUUAUCUCAAUACGACUCAUUUCAAAUAAAUAACUAGCAUUUUUAGAUGUCACAAGGUGGCAUAUUUAUUGUGAUGUACUGUAAAUGUUGUUAAUUUACAGAACUUGCACUUUUAUAUUUCUGAGUAAAAUUAAAAGAAACGUGGACAUGAGUUUUGUUCCCUUGCUCCUCGAAUUUGUCUUUUAAUUGUUCGCCUCCUGAACAAGAUGAUAUCAAGUAUUGGGAAAACUUCUGGGAUGUCAAGUGACUCUGUAACAAAGUUUUUCUAGUCAGCAAUUACCUCAGUCUUUGUUCUUCCAGUAUAAUUACAGUCUCUUGGUUUAGAAAGUGAGUUACAUGUGUCAUGUUGAGAUCAACCGUAGAGUGAACAAGGUUUAAGAUGCGAUUUUAAGACAUCAGAUUUACUUGUUCUUCAUUAAAGAAAAGGAACCACACACAAUUGUAUUUGUUGUAUUCCUACACCUUUGAAAAACGUUUCUAAUUUACUCUAAAGCACUUUAAUUUCUUCUCUCUCUGACUUUGAAUGCUUGUUUCAUAUUCUAGUUAUGCUUUAUUCUUAAAUAAAAUUCCCUAAAUGUUGUA